Peniophora sp. CBMAI 1063 is the source of this 633-nucleotide messenger RNA. The record is from the annotation of a GenBank genome assembly. Lineage: Eukaryota; Fungi; Basidiomycota; Agaricomycetes; Russulales; Peniophoraceae.
AUGGCCACCAGCAAACCGGAACCCAUCUCUGAAGUCGCACUGGACACCGUCAACGAACUCGCCGACCGCGACGUAGACUCCACAGACUCAUCGGCUCGGUACGCGGCCUACGGUGCUCGUUUGCGUACGGCUCUGCGCGCAGGCCACCGCUAUCUUGCCUACACCAGUGAUGUUGGCGAGGCAUUUCGACCGAUCGUACCACCGUUCGCCGUGACCGCAGCGUACGGUAUAAGUUGGAUGUACUUGAUAGGCGACGUGGGGUACGAGACCUACAAAGCGCACAGACGUGGCCCGUCCGCCACUGAGGCGGCAAACUUCACCGAGACGUCUCGCCUCGGCAUGAUUGCCGUCAAGCGUGCCGCAUUUCAGUCGAUUGCCUCAAUGGCACUGCCGGCAUUGACUAUUCAUACAGCGGUCAAGCAGGCGAAGAAAGUCUUCGAUAAGUCGAAGAACACUCGCAUCCGCGCCUGGGGGCCGACAUUCACCGGUCUGGCUAUCGUACCCGCGCUACCGUAUCUCUUCGAUCACCCUGUUGAGAAGGCUACGGAUCGUGCGUUUGAGUGGAUUGAGGAGCGACUGGUCGAACGCAACGCCGCAAAACGUGAGGCCGAGAAUAGAUCCAAGCCGACGUAG